UCAACUCUCCACGCCGACAGCCACCGCCGCCAGCCGCGUCGUGGAACGGCGGCGCAAGGUGGUCCGUGGUCCUUUACAUGGCGGUUGCCUUCCUGGAUCCGCUGCUGCUGCUGCCACUACUGUGGGGGGCGCGCCAUCUAUGCGUGCUCGUGCGGCCAGAGCCAGCGAUGCGGAGAGGGAGGAGGCCGCUGCCUGCUUCGUCGCGGCGACCGCCGGUGAACUCGGUCGAGAGUUGCAGACCGCAAUUGUAUAGUGGAGUCAGUCCCAGAUCCCAUCAUCCCAGCCGGUCAAGAGUCAAGAUAAGCAGCCGGAACUUAUGAUUGUUGCAACGAGGAAUUCUUUUAGAAAAGGUGUCAUAUUGGACCACACAUUCAACAAGGACAGCCUAACUUGUACUCCCAGGUGCACCCGCGUGGCUCCAAUUUACUUCCUACUAAUUCAACUCAGAAGGUUUGGUUUUACGUUCUUCGACAGUGGGCUCUGGAGGGAAUCUCGCAGAUUGCUCAAGAUGGGAGAGAUAAUUAGUUCUGCAGUUGUUCAUGAGACAGUGAACAAAAUCAUAUCAGGCAUGAUUGAGAAGUAUGAGCGAAAAUCAAGCGCAGAGGAACAGAUGGAGAGGCUGGAGAUGGCGCAAAUCAAGUUGGAGAUUGCACUUGAGACGUCCAGUAAGUGGCAGAUCACUAGUCGGCCAUUGCAACGUUGGCAGAAGAAGCUAAAGCGUGCUGCUGAAGAGUGUGACGACACGCUACGCAAGUGCAGGCAGCGUGUCCAGGAAGAAGAGGAGGAACAGCAAGUAAGAACUUCCUCCUUUCCUAGGCGAAUUGCCGAUGCCACCAAAUCGCUGAUAUCAUCCAUCUUUCCUGGCAAUUUCGAUGAGCAAACUAAAUCUGCUGUUCGAAGAUUCGAGUGGUUUGCAGAUGGAGCUAGUGACUUUAUGAGAUCUGUGGAGUUUGGAGGGACACCACGUCGUUACUUGUUCUUCGAUCCUCUUAUUGGGCACCUUCUUGCAGGUGAAACACUAGAGUACAAAUUGGUGCAGGGAAACAAGAAGCAUUUCUUUUGGAUACGGCCCAAUAACAUUGCGGAGCGAAGAGUAGAAGCUAAGUUAAUCUUUAUUUGCAAUGAUGGCAGUGCACCCGAGAAUAACUUUUUUCUUGGUAUGAUGCUACAACUUUCAGAGAGUACAAACAUAGUUGGCACUAUAAUUAAGUGCUUGCAAUUGUUUACCCCUUAUUUCCAGUCUACAACUGAAACUGUUAGGAAAGAUCUUACUCAGCUACCUACACAAGACUUCUCCUGGAUGCCACGUUCUUGUUCAUUUCGUUGGGACAACAUUCAUAGUGUAGCUACUGAGUGGUUCCGCCCAAACCCACUGUGUUGCAGGCAUCAUGAUCAGAAGGUAUGUAGUAGUGGCUACAUGGAUAAGUUAGAAUUUCCAGAUGUUAAUCUAGAACCAGUAAUUGAAGUGUAUUUGGAGAGCCAAGUUUACCAAUAUGGAUGCAACAAUCAGAGGGGGGAUGUGCCCGGGAAAAUAUGUUCUCUGAGAAGACCAUCACAGCUGAAACUUGGAGUAUUCCUUUUGCCUCAUGUUUCUUCAACCGACCUUCUGCCUGCAACUGAGAAUUUUGUAAUAGAGAUGAUUGAUGGUGAGGAGCAGCAGCUUUCCUGUCACACAAACAUUGCACUGAACCAGCUUAAUGAGAUCAUGCUUCCAAAAGCAAUAGAUAGCAUCAAUCAGAAUGGAGAAGUGGCAGCACAUCAGUUGUUGUGGAAAUCAAAGCAUGAAGCUGCAUUCUUUAAUGUAUGGAACACAAGAAUGAAUACGUCAAGCAUAUUGAGUACUGCUGGGAAAGAAACGUUGCUGCAACAACAUGACCUUCAGUUGGAGAGCCGAGCAGAUGUGAUCUCUGAGUUUCUCACGCUGUGGGUUGAGCGUACUCCUGUCAUGAUGCAGUUCUCUGCUGUGGAUUGGAUUCAAGCCCUACUUGGGGGACCUGGAGAUUCUAAAAAAAUGCUGAUGAGUGUGUAGCUAAUAUGAAUCAGGAGGGGUUGGUGAAACCUAGCUUUGGGCUGCUAGUUCAAAACUGCAAAUCUAGAUUCCACUGCUGCUGAAUUUCUUAACAUAGAGGAAUGAUAUGGGCUGUUUUGGCGAGUUGGAUAUUCUUUACUGUUGCUAGACGCUCCUUCAAAUAAAUUGUUAGAAUCAAAAGGAAACAGAUGACACCAAGAUCGAUCUAGAAUUCCAGAUUAUGUAACACAGAUUGAUGAGGGUAACAAGGACAAAUACAAGGAAUUGAUAAGUAGUAUCCUGGGUGACAGUAUUAUACCGUGUUAACUUCUACUUCCUCCAUCCAAAAAUGUGAACAUUUUUAGGAUUUAAAUCUUGUAUUCCUGUUACUAUUCACAGCAUGGUACUCCCUCCAUUUCAUUGGCCAGGGUAACAACCAGUAACAGGGGAAAUGCAAGGAGUGGGUAGGAAAUAUUCUAGGCGAUAAAUGUGUAUUGAACAGUGUUAACCUGGUAUGCAAAUAGGAGUUCAACAUGGUGUUGCAGCAUUACCCAGGAAAUCCAGAUCAAUUGAUGUGUAAUCAAUCUUUUUAGCUGAGACUUGCAUGUAUAUGCUUUAAUCAAGAUUGAAUUUUAUCUGGAUUUUCAAUGUUUCACCCUGUUGGCUUUUGUGUCCAGAUUUCCGUGCAACUUCUCUUUUUUUUUUUAUGCUAUUUAUCUUGUGAG
This is a messenger RNA of Oryza brachyantha (malo sina), 2733 nucleotides long. RefSeq lists its product as uncharacterized. The record is from RefSeq and is a predicted model, not a curated record. The coding region runs from base 317 to 2029 and encodes 570 amino acids. Lineage: Eukaryota; Viridiplantae; Streptophyta; Magnoliopsida; Poales; Poaceae. The transcript has 5 exons.